AUGUUUCCUUUACAACGCGGCAAUGAGCUGGUUAUCCAGUUUUCUAAUGGUCUCCACCAGCAACACAAAAUCUCACAAGAUCUGAUUCUCGAUCAUCAUGAUAAUUCUCACUUUCUCAGUUAUUCCGAUCAAAAAUCGCGUACUAGCUUCCCAAAGAAAUCAUCUUACGAUGGGGCUGAUACCAGUCACGCUAAUUCCAACGAACAUACAAAAAAGAUGGUUCACAGAGAGAUUGAGAGACAAAGGAGGCAAGAAAUGGCUACCCUUCAUGCCUCUCUUAGAUCCCUUCUCCCUCUUGAGUUCAUCAAGGGAACGCGUUCGUUAUCUGAUCAAAUGAAUCAGGCAGUGAAUUACAUACACCACUUGCAAAAGAAUAUCAAAGAACUGAGUUACAAGAGGGAUGAACUAAAGAACAAAGUCUCCAUUGAUCCCAACCAACCCGAAAGCCAUGAGACCAAGCAUGAAUCUUGUAGUUUCACUGUCCAUCACAAUAAUGGAGCUGUGGGAAUUGAAAUCGCUAGUGGCUUCAAAGAGGAAGGCCCCCAACUUUCAAAUUUGCUGGAACUUCUGUUAGAAGAAGGACUUGAAGUUGUUGGUUGUCUCUCAACCCAAGUCAAUGGCAGGUUACUCCACAGUGUGCAGUGUGAGGUUAACAAUUCCGACAGUGUAGACCUUUCUGAGCUGAGAAGGAAAUUUUCCAUUGUAAUUCCGUCAUUUAGAUGUUCUGAUUAA
Molecule: messenger RNA, 732 nt
Organism: Abrus precatorius (Indian licorice)
Lineage: Eukaryota; Viridiplantae; Streptophyta; Magnoliopsida; Fabales; Fabaceae
Product: transcription factor bHLH118-like
Exons: 3
Coding region: 1-732 (243 amino acids)
Biological process (GO): regulation of transcription by RNA polymerase II
Cellular component (GO): RNA polymerase II transcription regulator complex
Molecular function (GO): DNA-binding transcription factor activity, RNA polymerase II-specific; protein dimerization activity; RNA polymerase II transcription regulatory region sequence-specific DNA binding
Source: RefSeq, a predicted model, not a curated record